Messenger RNA from Lodderomyces theae, 693 nucleotides. RefSeq lists its product as uncharacterized. The record is from RefSeq and is a predicted model, not a curated record. Lineage: Eukaryota; Fungi; Ascomycota; Pichiomycetes; Serinales; Debaryomycetaceae. The coding region runs from base 1 to 693 and encodes 230 amino acids. Gene Ontology annotation, cellular component: Mis6-Sim4 complex. The transcript has a single exon.
AUGUCACACAGCCAUCCUGAUCCAAGCUUGAAGGACUCUAUGAACUCUCAAUUGAGUCUUCUUAAAGAGCCUUUGGAGAUAGAUGAGUCGAUUUCGGAGAUAUUGUCCAGUCAAGCUCGUGACAAAGACAUCGCCGAGAUAACCAACUCUCAGCUUCAAGAUGUACUCAACCGAGUCAACAAGUCUUUGAGCAUUCAAUAUGAAGAGAGAUAUACAGAACGGAAAGAUAUUGGGGCCGCAAAAAGUGCGACAACUUUUGAAUCCGAAAAGUUCCACACCAUCGACCAAUGUAUUUUCAAAGUGUAUAAUCAACUACAAUCUUUUGAUUUAUCAAAUUACCACGAUUUACCGUCAUAUGAAAAGAGGGAAAUGCUUCAAAAGUUGAGUGAAUUGUUGGCGGAUCUACCUGUGCCGAAGCAUCUCCGUUUAGCGGAUGCUCAAUUGUUGGAAAAAUACACCGAUAUCAGAACCAAACUUAUGGCCCUGAAUAGGUCAUUACGGUAUCAUUUUGAUAAAUUGCAAUACCUACAGAGAUUGAACAGUACAUUUGAAGAAACCUUUGGAACAGGGGGUCUGGAAUCAAACACAACCACUGACAAUCUAGACAACUUGCAGGACCAAAUUCACAAGUUCAAGCUACUUGUUGAAAGAAUUGCAUACAAGUCAAGUAUGAAUGACCUACAUAGUUUUUAA